AUGCGAGUCCAACUUGGUCCAUUUGUCGACGAGCUCCAAUCUGACAAAACCGCAUCGUUCCAUUUCGCUGAAGGCGUCAUCGAGGAGGAUCUUCCAGGUGAAUACGGGGAGUAUUUUGGAAACCCUCCUCACCUUCGAUUUUUCAAAUAUGAGGCUGGAGUCGAGCCUCUAGACAUCUUAAACGGCUUCCGGGAUUUUGACAAUGGGGGGACCCCAGAAGAUGCAAUGCGAGAUUUUCUCGGAGAUGAAAGCGUCCCUCUACGUGAAGACGUCCAGAGAAUGCUGGAUGAUCUUCAUCAAGUUGUCCAUGAAGAAGGACCAUUCCAGGGUGUAAUUGGAUACUCCGAAGGCGCCACGGUCGCUGCAACGCUUCUACUCAACGAGCAGAGGAGAUGCCGGGAUGCCGGGUCGAGCAGCACGUUCAAAUGCGCCAUAUUCUUUGCCGGCUGGCCCCCGCUUGCGUCAGAAGGGGAGAAUUCUCUCUUGCUUUCCGAUCAAGUAGGUCAAAUUAUCACGGUCCCAACCUGCCAUGUAAUUGGUGCUGCGGACCCUUACUUGCAAGGCUGCAUGGCGUUGUUCAAUGUAUGUGAUAGUGAGACGGCCGAAAUGUUCGAUCACGGGAAAGGGCAUCUUAUUCCUCGGGAUAGAAGGACGGUUAAGGAAUUAGCUGACGUCGUGCGAAAGUUCAUUGAAAAAGCUGAGAGUCGUCGGCAUUAG
Messenger RNA from Venustampulla echinocandica, 717 nucleotides. RefSeq lists its product as uncharacterized. NCBI's taxonomy places the organism in Eukaryota, Fungi, Ascomycota, Leotiomycetes, Helotiales, Pleuroascaceae. Gene Ontology annotation, cellular component: cytoplasm; nucleus. The record is from RefSeq and is a predicted model, not a curated record. The transcript is spliced from 2 exons. The coding region runs from base 1 to 717 and encodes 238 amino acids.